AUGAGUGUGUCUCACUGUAGAUUCUAUGAGAACAAGUACCCCGAAGUCGAUGAGGUUGUGAUGGUCAACGUCCAACAAAUUGCAGAAAUGGGUGCAUAUGUGAAAUUACUUGAGUAUGACGAUAUUGAAGGUAUGGUUUUACUCUCUGAACUUUCAAGAAGAAGAAUCAGAUCCAUCCAAAAAUUAAUUAGAGUUGGAAGAAAUGAAGUUGCCGUUGUCUUAAGAGUCGAUAAGGAAAAGGGUUACAUUGACUUAUCAAAACGUCGUGUCUCAGCUGAAGAUAUUGUUCAAUGUGAGGAACGUUAUAACAAAUCAAAGGCUGUUCAUUCUAUUGUCAGAAGAUGUGCAGAAAAGUAUAACGUGCCUCUGGAAGAUUUGUACAAGUCCAUAGUUUGGCCAUUAGCUAGAGAAUACGGCCACGCCUUUGACGCCUUCCGUAUCUCAAUUACAAAUCCUUCAAUAUUUGAUACACCUGAAAUUAAAGCUCCUUCUGUCGAACUCUUGGAAGAUUUGAAGGAAAAUAUCGCUAGAAGGUUAUCUCCUCAGGCUAUCAAAUGCAGGGCAGAUAUUGAUGUCUCCUGUUUCUCUUACGAGGGUAUCGAUGCUAUCAAGGAAGCUUUGUCUUCGGCUGAAUCAUUGUCCGAUGAAAAUAACCAAAUCAAAGUUAAAUUAGUUGCUGCUCCUAGAUACGUUUUAACUACUCAGUCUUUAGAAAAGAACAUGGGUAUUGAGAUCUUAAAUAAGGCCAUCGAACAAGUUACUAAUGUAAUCACCAAAUAUGGUGGUGUCUGUGAUGUCGCAAUGGCACCAAAAGCUGUUACUGCCACUGAAGAUGCUGAAUUACAAGCUUUAUUGGAGAGAAAGGAAAUGGAAAAUAAUUUGGAUUCUGAUGAAGAAGAUGAAGAUGACAGCGACAAUGAUGAAUAA
Pichia kudriavzevii is the source of this 927-nucleotide messenger RNA. RefSeq lists its product as uncharacterized. The transcript has a single exon. The record is from RefSeq and is a predicted model, not a curated record. Gene Ontology annotation, molecular function: translation initiation factor activity; ribosome binding; RNA binding. Lineage: Eukaryota; Fungi; Ascomycota; Pichiomycetes; Pichiales; Pichiaceae. Gene Ontology annotation, cellular component: multi-eIF complex; eukaryotic 48S preinitiation complex; eukaryotic translation initiation factor 2B complex. Bases 1 to 927 code for a protein of 308 amino acids.